Molecule: messenger RNA, 1175 nt
Organism: Manacus vitellinus (golden-collared manakin)
Lineage: Eukaryota; Metazoa; Chordata; Aves; Passeriformes; Pipridae
Product: RNA-binding Raly-like protein
Exons: 11
Coding region: 1-1044 (347 amino acids)
Source: RefSeq, a predicted model, not a curated record
AUGGGCAAGGACCCCCGGACGAAGAUCCAGUUCCCUUUCCACGCUUGCGAUGUGCGGAUAGACAGCGACUGCUUCAUGGUGUCCCCCGAGGCCGACACCUACUAUGGAGCAAAAAUUAAGUGCCAGGAGAAAGGGGCGAUGCUGGCCCAGAUCAGAACCCAGAAGGUCCAGGACAUCCUGGCUUUCUACCUCAGCCGCUUGGAGAUGGGUAACAGGGUGACAGACACUGAUUUUGAGACUGGGAACUUCUGGAUCGGUCUCACCUACAAGACAUCCAAGGCUUCCUUCCGCUGGGACAUGGGCGAGCCAUCCUCUUUCACCAGCUUUGCUUUUGGGCAGCCGGACAACCAGGGGUUUGGGAACUGUGUGGAGAUGCAGGCGUCGGCCGCCUUCAACUGGAACGACCAGCGCUGCAAGACCCGAAACCGGUACAUCUGCCAGUUCGAUCUGGACAUGGCCAGGGAGCCCAAGCCGAGCCGGGCCAGGCUGGGCCAGAAGCGGCAGCACAGCAGCAGCCUGUACCACAGUAACUGUGACCUGGACUACGACCUCUACAGGGAUGACUUCCCGUACCGGGUCUAUGAGUACCAGAAGAUCCCCCCCCUCAUUAACCGCAUCCCGGUCAAGACCAGACGGACUCACCUGGCAGCAGGAGGCAAGAGCAGCCUGAGUCCCCAGCCCGGGACGAGGAGCAGCACCAGCUCCACGGCAGGACGGACAAAGUUGCGAGCUGAAGAGCUGCACUCCAUCAAGGGGGAGCUGAGCCAGAUCAAGGCACAGGUGGACAGUCUGCUGGAGAGCCUGGACCGCAUGGACCAGAGGAGAGAGCGUCUCACGGGGUCCAAGGAGAGUGAGAAGAAGAGGGCAGAGCCAGGGACAGAGUCGCUGUCCCCAGCAGGAGAGGGGUCCCGGGAGUCGCGGGGGAAGGAGGGGAUGGGAGCUGAUGGGCACAGUGACCUGCGCAACAUCGACAGCGCCGAGGAGAGCACAGACACUGAGGAGACGGUGAAAACCCACAUGUCGGAUCCCGAGGGGAGCCAGUAGCCGGACUGGGAUGCUGUGGCCUUCCCGUGUGGCCAGUCCUUCCCAGCUUGUGUUCAUUAUUUCUUUUGAGGCUUCCAGCCAGGCACAACGCGAGGUGCCCGCUCCUGGCACAGCCAUCCCCGGCCGCCGGC